Prorocentrum cordatum is the source of this 1428-nucleotide messenger RNA. The record is from the annotation of a GenBank genome assembly. NCBI's taxonomy places the organism in Eukaryota, Dinophyceae, Prorocentrales, Prorocentraceae.
GCGCAACCGACCGACAAGUUCUUCGGCUGCCUUCCGUGGAAGACCACCAAGCCCAGGCAGCAUGUCUGCGAGGAGAAGGGCUUGCACGCCGUGCAGGACCCGGACGGGAAUGUGUGGCUCGUCUGUUUUAACGUUUCGAAGGUCAUGGGCAUCGACCUCGAGUUCGAUAGCAUCCAGGCCUACUUAGAGCACAUCUUUGGCAACCCCACUAAGGCGCGGCACGCGGUUUUCAUGACGGCCAGGCAGAACUGGAUAGACCAGCACAACGCCGACCCGAGCACGGUCAAGCUCAGGACCGAGGCCGCGUUGAGGGCGUUCAAGCAGUUGUUGACGAAGGCGAAGAGCGGCCACAGGUUGACCAAGCCGAAAAGGAUGUUCGUGGAGCUCGCCCAAUGCAUCGAGGACUUCGAGCGGGCCCCCGCCGACGACGAGAUCGACGAGGAAAUCGCUGACGGGGUCGUGACUCGGGGCGUGUAUCUUCUCGCGCCUGGAGAGAAGAAGGGCUACCACCACGUCGAGGGUUACGUCGACAAGCAGACGGAGCAGAGGACGCUCGUGGACGAUGGUGAGCAGGCUCUGUCGGACACCCAAGUAGAACAGAAGUUCCAGUUGGCGCUCAAGGCGACGAAGGAGAAACAUGACAAGCAGGACAAGAAGCUCGCCAAGCAGCCGACGAUGGACCACCCUUUGCUGGGCAUCCUCCAGGCUUGCAGCUUGACUUCCAGCGGCAGAGAUGGCCCGAAACGCGUUCUCCAGGGCGGCGAGGGCGACGACGGGGAUAGCGACGACACCAGCGAGGCCUCCAAGGGGAGCGACAGCGAGCAGCAGCAAGAGAGCGACACGUCCGACGACGAGAACCUCCGCGCCUCCAGCGGUAAUCCAUUCGCAGCGCUGCAGGCGUCUGGCUCGGCGGCCGCGCUGAAGACCGCCGCCGCCGCUCGCCCUGCUUCGUCGAAGCCCAAGCCCCCGGCGUCAGAGGCGGGCGGUUCCAAGAAGGGCGGGGAGGCUUCGUCGGUGGCCGGGCGCUCCCCCGCCACCAAGAGGACGGUUGCGGCUCCAGUCGACGAGGCGCAGCCAGCGAAGAGGGGCAGGGGAAGGCCGCCGACUUCCAUGGUGAACGCGACUGCUACAGGCGCCGCGGCGGUCGAGAGUUUGAUUGCCGAGGUGUCCAGAUUGGCCACAGAAAGCUCGUCUACCCUCACGUUCGGCGAGACGCACGACUUGAGCAACAAGGAGGAGCAGAAGGCUUGCAAGGCGAUCUUGGUCAAGAAGAAGGCCGAUGCACUGAAUAUCGAGAAGUCGGUCAGCGCCUUGAAGGCGCGCCUUGGCAAGCUCGCGACUGGGUCGGGCUUGGACAUGGCAGAUGCCCUGAGCGACUUGGGCGUCAUCAUGGACACUAGUCGGCCAAGCAGCUCAUCGCGGCGAUGA